AUGGAGCCUAGUCAUAAUGGAUUUCGACAACAUCUCCAAAAGUACUUCUUCCACUCGAGAGGCGCAAACAGCAACAAGGGCGCCUCCGAUGCUGCCCUACAAGAGCCUUCAAUCAACACACUGAGCAUUAGCGACAUGCCUCAGGGCGAGUCGAUGCAGCAGCCGACAGGGAUGACUUGGAUGCCACCUGCCUCCCAGCCGCAACAAGUGCCGACGACAGUUCAGGACAACAUCUCAUACUACAUCCGGGAUGAUCACCAACACGUAAACGCAUGGGAGCAGCCCCUGCCGCCAUCCUCGUCGUCGUCGAUGCAGCAACGGUCCACGGAGGCUGUGGCCACGCCGGUCACGAUGGCCCAGGGAUUGUAUCCCCUCAAUGCCAUGAUGGCCGGCGAGGUCCCUCGAGACGCCAACAGCUUUGGCCUAUCCGACGCAUCGAACCGGUGGGCCCAGAAGCCUCUGCCGGACAACUUCGAGCAGCACUCCGUCCUGGACCCGGAGACGCCCAUCGGCCAGGCUUACACCACCGACGACACCGUGCCCAUCCUUGACCUCAGGUACACGACCCCGUCGCAUGACAACGCGGACCAGUUCAACCAUGACGGCAGCGUGGCCAGCCAUCGCAUGUCCGGCUCGUCGUUUGCCAUGUCUGACAUGGCCUCGUACGAAGACUUCUCCGCCGCUCUCUCUGAGAACGUCCCUCAUGUCGACGCAACUCUCUCCUGCCUGCCGCAGUCUCGCCAAGAGCAGGUCAGAACCCAGAGCCGCGGCCGCGCCUCGCCGUCUCCCCGGCCGAGCAUGAGGACUGCCCCUUACGAAGUCACGCGAGGGAACAAGACGCAGCGGUGGUCUACAGGGUCCUACAGCGUGGCCCAGAGAAGGGCCUCUCCGGCUCUCUACCACUCUCCUCCUCCGGUUUCCCAGCGAUACUCGUACCAGUCCCUGCCUGCGCCGGCCGCAGCCUCGGCCUCGGCCAUGUUCCCUAACCAGCAGCAGCAGCAGCAGCAGCCGAUGAACGCCAGACCUCCUUUCAUGAUGGGAGGGCCCUCGACUUUCAACCGGAACAGCAUGGUCCUCGCCUCUCAGUUGCCCACGCAGGUGCCAUCGUAUUUCUACAACCACAACGAGACCCACGGGGUUGUUGCUACGCCCCCGACCCUGCCUUCGCACGGCCUCCUCCGAGUUCUCCAAAGCAACGGCGAGCCGCAUCCGUUGACCGGCCUCUACGCAGACCUGUCGGACCCCCCGGACCUGUUUGGCUGUCUCCAGGAAGAGCAGGCCCCGCCUCCGCCCGAAGACAUGAACCCCUCGGACCCGGAGAUGGUGCCUUAUGAGCAGGAGCUGCGGUUUGAAAACGACCUGUACACCCCGCGCUGGGUGCGAGGACACGGCAACAAGAGGGAGGGAUGGUGCGGCAUCUGCAAGCCUGGAAGGUGGUUGGUGUUGAAGAACUCUGCUUUCUGGUACGACAAGUCUUUCUCGCACGGCAUCAGCGCGGCCACCGGCACUCCGUUCCAGGAGCCUCUUGAUUCGAGACGCAUGAAUGGCAACCCGGAUAUUUGGGAGGGGCUUUGCGGAAGCUGCAAUGACUGGAUUCCUCUUGUCAGCAGCAAGAAGAAGGGGACUACUUGGUUCAGACACGCCUACAAGUGUCACACACACCCGAAAGCCAAAGACGCUCACAAACGCCGUCGAGAAAACAGCCAGCAUCGACCGGGUGGCCAGAUGCCGCAACACGAUUCGCUCCGACCCAUGACGCCUCAAAUGUCCUCUCCGGGCUCCGGUAUGGAGGCCUCGAGCCUGGCCAUGGCGGCCUCAAUGCCUAUGCCUACGCUCCCCAUGGACUCUCGAUAUAUGCCGAUGCAGCAGCAACCUCACGCGCAUGGCGGAAUGCCGCAGAGAUCGGACUCUGUGAGGUCGCAGCAAGAUACGCCUAUGGAUUCGUAUCCUGGGAUGAUUUAG
Molecule: messenger RNA, 1962 nt
Organism: Trichoderma citrinoviride
Lineage: Eukaryota; Fungi; Ascomycota; Sordariomycetes; Hypocreales; Hypocreaceae
Exons: 4
Coding region: 1-1962 (653 amino acids)
Source: RefSeq, a predicted model, not a curated record